UUUUAAUUGGUUUGUUUGUUUUGUUAGAUCUCAAUGAAUUAAAAAAUGUGUGGUAAAUUAACUGUUCCAUGUCAUUCAUAGUCUUAAUUACUUUUUAUUGGUGCACGGGACUUUGUGUAGCGUACUUCCGAGGCUGUGUAGGGCCUGCAGUCUGUCGGAGCUUUAACACAACAGAACAUCUUCCGUGUUAGGACAUGUAAAGGAAAUCAGAUACGUUUUUUUUUUUUUCAAAUAAACAAGUUAUGGCACUGUUUGGAUUAAGGAUGGUGACAAAUAUGGUACAAUGGAUACCACUACUAAUGUUAUUAGUACCGCCCGCGUCACCAAGUUUACUACCAACACCUAACACAACUCAAACAUCGACUUUAAUUAUUAGCAAUGGCACAAAUUCAUCAGAAUUGUUUCAUUGGGAAGACUACACAGUCCUUGGUGCUAUGCUGCUAAUAUCGUGUGCUAUUGGAGUGUUCUAUGGCUACUGUGGGGAGAAGCAAACGACCGGAGAUGAUUUUCUUCUGGGUGGUUCGUCAAUGGGAACAUUUCCUAUGGCUUUGAGUUUAGGAGCAAGUUUUAUAACAGCUAUCGAGCUCUUGGGAAAUCCAGCGGAGAUGUAUAUGGCUGGCGCACAGUUUUGGAUGAUAUGUUUUGCCUUUGUAUUGGUUGUUCCUGUCACAAGUCAACUAUUUCUACCUGUUUUCAUGAGGCUACGGUUGACAUCCUGUUAUGAAUACUUGGAAUUACGCUUCUGCAAGUCCAUGCGCGUUUAUGCAAGUGUUUUGUACAUGCUGCAAAUGAUACUGUACACGGCGGUGGCUGUGUAUGCACCAGCUCUAGCGUUGUCCGACGUGACUGGGCUGAAUACAUAUCUGGCGGUUACGUUGGUCUACGUAGUAUGCAUUUUUUACGCGUCUCAAGGUGGUAUGAAAGCAGUUAUUAUGACGGACUCGUUUCAAACGGCUGUAUUACUCGGGUCAUUAGCAACAAUCCUUGCAUUGGGCGCCGCCCAAGUAGGUGGGUUCGAUGCAGUCUGGGACAACGCUAGAAAAACAGAUCGACUGCACUUCUUCAAAAUGGACCCGGACCCCACCGUGCGUCACUCCUUCUGGUCAGUGGUUGUAGGUGGGACCAUGUACUGGAUCAGCAUGUUCUGUGCCAACCAGGCCUCCAUACAGAAGUAUCUGUCAGUAGAGAGGUUGAGCCAAGCUCGCGUCGCGCUCUGGAUCGCCGCCGUCGGUCUGAUCGGCGUCUACUCCGUCAAUUUCAUCACCGGUGCCGUACUUGCAGCGCAUUAUCAAGGCUGCGAUCCUAUCGAGGCUGGUCUCAUAAACGCCUCCGACCGCCUCCUCCCACUGUAUGUUGUUAGAGAAUUUGGACAAUACCGAGGAGUUCCUGGCUUCUUCGUCGCAGGCAUCUUCGCUGCCAGUCUUGGGACAGUUGCAUCAGCGCUAAAUUCAUUAGCCGCUGUCGCAUGUCAAGAUUUAGCAAAUGGACUUUUAGGUUGGACAUUGCCUGAAGAUAAAGGAGCUAUUAUUGCGAAAUGGGUUUGCUUGGCUUGUGGGGCCAUAUCGUUUGCUCUAGUGUUCUUGGUAGAGCGACUUGGCCCAGUUCUACAACUGGCGUUAUCGUUCAACGGCAUGACUGGAGGUGUUUCAUUGGGGCUCUUCAGUCUAGGAAUGCUGUUCCCUUGGGCCAACUCCAAGGGUGCCACGGCGGGUGGGGUGUUUGGAUUAUUGGUGGUGGUGGCGGCCGGGGGAGGAGCACAGGUCGCUCAGCUCCCCUUGCCCAGACUGCCGGCUUCCAUCGACUCGUGCCCAGCUUCCUACAAUCUCACAUCUGACAUAUCAGCUAUAUCAAGAGAAAACCAUGAUGAAGCUGUGUUCUGGCUCUUCAGGAUAUCAUACUUAUGGUACUCGGGUUUGGGCUGCUUAGUGACACUAGUGGUUGGCAUGUUGGUCUCCGUGAUAACCGGGGUGACAGACCCCGCGCAAGUGCCCAUUGACAUGAUCUCACCACCUGUGAUCUCGUUUCUCAAUUCGUUACCAACGAAGGUCAAGAAAGCAUUGCGUGUGCCAACACGAAUGGGGAUAGAAAGGCGGCGAAGUUCGAGCGUGCGACCUCCGACCAUCGCUGACGACAAGGACACGAGGAGACGACGGCGCCUCUCCGAGCUCGCUGGCGGAGUGUUCUACAGCGACGCACAAGCCCUCACUCACGGACACGACAAUCCUGCGCUUGAUAACGACGCCAAAGAACCAGGAGAUCAUAGCCGACGCACUAGUUUUAAGCUAGAACCGCUGUCGGGGUCCCAGUUUAUACGCACCUCUACUUGCUAAAUGUUUUAGGUUAGAAAAGCUGUUACACUAGACAACAAUUUAAUUUAUUUUUAACACAUUUGUCAUGAUUUUGUAUGAGAAGCAUAAAAUUGUUUCGCGCAUAAUUGACUUGGUGAAAAAUAUUUUUUCUAAUACUAGGACUAGAUAAGUAUUAAAUAAUGUAAAAGUGUUCUUUUAUACCAUGAAUUUACUGAUUAAUAGAACUUCAGUUACUCUGAAUAGGUAGGAUUUUGAAUUGCUUUAAUUUCAGAUAAACUUAUAUUCUACCAAACUGAAAUUAAACACCAGGUUAUUUUUUAAUGCUUUUACCGAUUCGAAUGAAAUUUAAGUGCUUAAGUAUUUAUACAAAUCUAGGUAAUACAGAGCUAGGUUUUUUUAACUUAAUUAUGCAUAUUAUAUUAUUAAAAUAACAAUAAUUCUUAGCUUUAAGUAGAAAGGUUAAAUCAGAUAAUAUUAUUUUGCGUACCUAUUGAUUUUCUCAAUAUUAAUAUGUAGCUAUGUCAAAUAGAGACUUAUAAUUCUUUAUGUAAGACAUUUGCAAUAAUUUCCAAAAUGUUGUCUGAUAAUCUAGAAUUCUAGAUUCAAUUUUUUUUUAAUAAUAUUAAUACUUAUUUUUUACACGCUUUUUAUUAGCUUCACCUGUAUGUAUGUUUGUUUGAAACCGACUCAUUUGGGCGCGAUUUUGAUCCAAUUUAAACGGCCAGAUUUCAUUCAAACUUCGUAGAUUUAUCGAGGACCGUUGACAAUACAUUAAUUUGAUAAAUUUAUUCCAUUUUUCAAUUUGCAAAAUAAGAUUUUUGUUAAUUUAUAUAAUUUUUUCAUCUAUUGUCGAUAAGGCAGAAAUUGAUGUUCAUUUUAAAUUUCAACCAUUAUCUUUAAAGCCAAAGCGUGUUUUUUAGUUUUUUUUUAAACUAUUUUUAUUACUAAUUCGUUUAGGGCUUGCCUACCUGCACAAUGUCACAAUAUGUAGGUACCUACACGCAAGCCGGUCAACCUAACUAAGAACCCAGGGGGCCUACUCCUAAAAUCGAUAUUCGAUAAAUCGUCGCAUUAGUCGUGUCGAAUCCUACUCUUAGUUACAUCGUAAUCAAUGUCGAAACGAUGAUUGAACGAACGAAACAUUAUUCGAUAUUAUCGGCUACCCCUACUCUUAGUUGAAAAUGUCAGAGACGAAUAUUCGAAUUUCACAAAUAAUCAAACGUCACAUUUACGUUAAUCUCAACGACACCUUCUAGGCUGUCUGUGCUAUUAUCGUUUCAAGUUGUAUAGAUAUAUUUGCCAUACAAUAUACAUACUUAAUAAAUAUUAUUGAAAUAAUUAUAUGUUUUUUACUAUUCAACAGGAUUUUUUUACUACUAAGUCUUUUUGAUGAUCGUUUAUUGCGUAGAAAUAAUGCAAAUGGCCGCCUGUGAAAUAGGAAGUCGACGAGAAGGGUUGAGUUACUUUUUUUUAUUAUCCGCAAGUUUUGUAUUAUUUAUUCAAUUUAAAAUGGUCAUAUUAUAUUAAUUACAUAUUUUUUUAACAUUUACAUUAUGUGUAAAUGAUACCAAAUUGGUAAUGCAGAGUCUGGCAUGGUCCUUAGCGCCUUGACUAUGUUUUGACUUUUGGAUACUUAACAGCGACAUAGCACAGAUAAUAUUUAGGUUUAAACAUAUUUCAUUCACACUAACAUCGUAAAAAAAUAAAAAUAUUAGUCUAUCAGUAUUAUUGUAUCGUUGUCGAUUUCGCAAGUAGAUCUCCUGAGUCGAGAAGCGACCAUUCUCCCUCUCCGCAUUCCCCACCCCGCCGUCGUCAUGUUAGUAACGUUAGCAUCUUAGCACACUGAGCACCCAUAGAUUAUUAUUCAUUAUUAUACUGUUCUGUAUCUGAACAAAACAUAAUUAAUAUUUGUAAUUAUUCAAUAUUUUUACUUGUAUGGAAUACACUAAAAUGAGAUAUAAAAAAGUUCGUUACUAGUUCCGGUAACGAAAAGUACUAUUAAUUUUAAGGACACAACAAUCGGGAUAAUAUUCUAAAUUUGUUUCUUGAAUUUGUAACAUUAUUUUGUAUGCGUCCUUGAUAUUUUUGACUUAACGCCCGGUAUUGGCCAAAAACUUUUUUCAAGAGCUCCACCGAGCAUCAAGCAGUAUUUUGUGAUUUUAUGCUCACCUUUCAAUAAAAAUUGAACGAUAAUUAAGUGCGAGGUUAAAUUCUAUUUUUACUAGCCCAGUUGAUUUAAACGGCUUUUGUUGAUUUUGUCUUGCUGACCGUACUUCCUAGAACUGUCAUUCGAGCCAGGUCGCGAGUUAAGUUGACGGACUUUUAGGUAAUCAUGAUAUCCUACGCUUUAAUUUUUAAUUAUGAUUAUUUUAGGACCUUGUUAUAAUCUCCAUUCUUAUUACAAUUAAUAUUUAAAAAUGUUUAAGGUUUAAAUGGUUGUGCUAUUGCUACUGCAGUCUUCUUUACUUUUUAAAUUAUAAUAAUUUCUAAUAAAGCAUGAAUAAAUAUAUAUAUUUUAUGGAUUAUUAUCUAUCGACUUCAUGUCUGAAAUAAAUGAUUUAUUAUUAUAUC
Leptidea sinapis is the source of this 4880-nucleotide messenger RNA. Its product is annotated as sodium-coupled monocarboxylate transporter 1-like. The coding region runs from base 243 to 2330 and encodes 695 amino acids. NCBI's taxonomy places the organism in Eukaryota, Metazoa, Arthropoda, Insecta, Lepidoptera, Pieridae. The transcript is spliced from 13 exons. The record is from RefSeq and is a predicted model, not a curated record. Gene Ontology annotation, cellular component: membrane. Gene Ontology annotation, biological process: transmembrane transport; sodium ion transport. Gene Ontology annotation, molecular function: symporter activity.